AUUGUGGUGAGUGGUGGUCUACUAGUCUUGGUACAGACUGUGUCAUGUGUUAGUGGGAGACAAUGAGAACUUCGCUUUACAUCACGGUUCUGGUGAGCGUGGCGGCACUGGCGGCCGGGAUCACGACAGAAGAGCGGCCGACUCAUGCUCAGAGUAGGCGGAUACAGGCAGCCCCCGGGCCCAACCACUUCUACAGCGGCAGACAAGCGAACCGGCGAGUGAGGCCGAGUCUGCCCGCGCCCCCGUACGCCGUCCAGAUGGAACCGUUGGUGCAGUACUCUCAGCGAGACCCUCUGUACCAUCAGCGGCAAGACCUGGCCAACAUCACAUCUCACAACUCUAUAGAAGAAAAGGUUCUUAGAGUGGAUCACGAUCAAGAGGGAACCAACCUGAACGAAGCGUACGGGCACCCUUCUGACUUCCACAACUACCAGCAACACUACUACCGAGAACCGGAACCGAUCAUUGAAAUCAUCAUCAAGGAGUCGAACGAGACACUGCCCGCCCCUCCUCCGCCUCCGGUACUUCCGGUGAAACCGACAAAGGAGCCGGUUCACGUGUUUUAUGUCAAGUACAAGAAGAACCCGAAAGGGAAGGGCGAGGAUGAUAUAAUCUAUGAAGCACCUAUCCCGGCGAUCACACCGCCAUCAGAUGAAGUGGAACACGACUCCUCGCCGCAAGUGUCCGAUACCGUCUACGAAUCUGCGAGCGUCGCUCCGCCUCCGAGUACGACUCUGAGGACUAUUAUACAUCCUGACUCCGAGUUCUAUCACGGCUCCAGUUUAAAAGUCACUUUUGGUGAAACCGAAGUGAAAACGCCCGAUGCUGCUUAUGAAGAGACUAAUUCUCCUGAACCGUCAAUCGCACUUCCUCAUAAGGAGGCACAAAGCAGGGAGUCGAACGCUCACGCAAAUGUGCAUACUCCUAUUAAAAGACAAGGCACGUACCAAACAAUUCCUCAGGAAGUUUACGACCAAAAUCCACCUAAAGUAGCUUCUCCUCCACAGUCGACCUUCCAAUCUCCAGUGGGAAAGUUUCAACAAAACAACUUCCAGCAACAAAACUUACAACACGUGCAAUUUCAACAGCCCCAAUCACAACAGCAGAAAGUCAAUUUUCCAAGACAGGCUCCUAUUAAUCAGCAGCCAGCAUUUAGACCUCAGCACACAAGUGCGUUGUUCAAUAAUCAACAACAGCAUCAUCAACAGUUCAACCAGAGGCCCCAAUUCCAACCACAACCCUCCCAGAUCCACCAGAGACAAGUUCCAAGACAACAGAGUAACCCUUACUCAACAAUACAGAGUCCAACGCAGAAUAAUCAACAACAACAAAGUGCUCAAAGUGCUCAAUUUAGAGUGCCUUCUCAACAGUACGAUCAAAGACCAUCUCAAUAUUCACAGCCAUUGAAUAAUCCCCAAUCUCAAAGACAACUUUUGCCUUCUCAAGACCCACAGAUUCUACACCAACAACAAAUAGCCCAACAACAGCAAAUCCAACAACAACAACAACAAGCCGCUCAAGGUCAGUUCCGUAAUCAACCAAUCAAAGUAACUAACCAAGAUUUCAACCGUUACAAUCUUCAAGGAUUUCCAACUUUCCAACCACAGAAUACACCCAUUCCGCUUCCAUCAAAACCAAUACAUCCAUUGUAUGCCCAACAUUACCACCAACAGAUUAACCUGGCUCAACAGCAGAGACAAAAUUUUGUUCCAUCAACGUAUCAACCUCAACCUCAGCCUCAACCACAACAAGGAGUACAGCAACAGCAUCAACAACACUACAGACUCCCUCAACAAACUGUUAGCAUACCACAGCAACCAUCUACUCCAAAGGUGCAAUUAUACCAACAUACAACACCACGACCUCAACCCAGUAUCGUUAACAAAUACCAAGACAACCCUAUCAUUCCUAAUUUAAGUGAUGCUCAGGUUAUUAAAUCUAUCUCUCAAUCUGAAGAACAUUUGCUACAGCCUCAGUAUAAUCAGAAAACCCUGCUCCAAAAUAAUCAACAAACUACAAUUGAUCAAAUUAACCAAUUAAAUCAGCUCAGAAAUCAACAAGCUAGUCAGCUAAAUCAUCAGUUGUUAAAUCAGCAAAUAAACCAUCAAUUAUAUCAGCAACAACAACAACAACAAACUCAACAGCAAUUUUCUAAUGACUUUACAAAUCAACAACAGUAUGUACCUCAAAAUAACCAGCAGAGACCUGCACAAUACUCUCAUCCUAAUCAACUGGUCAGCACAACUUCACAGCCAGUAAAAUCAACAUCUGCAAGUUACCAAACCAAGUACACCCAAGUGUAUUCCCACACGCCUUCAACAACACCGACCCCUACUGAAGAAACUCCAACGACUACGACAGAAGAUCCUGAAAAGGAAAAAGAAAAGCAGAAAAAGUUCAAAGCGAAUCUAGCUGCUUUGCCAGAUGAAGUUCCCGACGAUAUCAGGGAACAGUUGCUUUCAUCGGGAAUCUUGAGUAAUGCCGACAUAUCAAUUCUGGACUACGAUAAAAUUGGGGAUAUCCCAAUAGAAAACUUGCCUCCAGAAGCACUUGAAAACUUUUAUGGCGCAGCGAGCGCUCCAGUUCCAGCGGUUGUAGCUCCAGACAGCGUUCCAGCAGCAUCAGAGUCAGAAGGUGUCGAGAUGAAAGUGGUGCGAUACGACCCAUCUACGAAAGAAGGACAGGAUGUGGAAGACGCGUACAUAAAGGAAGAUGCGACUCAAGUGGACUCAGUUAUCCUCAAUGACUCCAAGUACAACAGGUACCUGCCCCUGAAGGUAAGCGGGUCAAACUUCCCACUUCCUGACGAGUCAGUGUUGGCGGGCCGCCGGGUGAACAGUGUUGUGGUCCUGGCUCCGGUGGACUACGAUUUCGUGAAGCAGGCCGAAGAGGAAGAGCAGAGAACUGGGCGUGCUGCUCCAGUGCAGGUCCAGGGCGUCAGGUUCAUCGCCGGCAACAUCCUCAAGAACCUCAUCAAGGACCCUACGGAGCAGAACUACAAGAGCUGGCUCGCUAAGGAGAAGUCAAUACCCGCCGAUAAGCAGAGUGUAGUCUUACUUGUGGUUUCAAACUCGAAGAAGCCAGAGGACAAAGAGAUCUACAUGUACGACAUCGGCUCGGAGAAGCUGUCAAGACUUCGGGGUGAGCUGAGCACAGCCUUCGUGGAAGUGGCAGAGAACAACGCGAAGAGCCAAGAGCUGGACGAUCUGGCGGACGUGGAGGGGGCAGCGUCUGCCUUGCACCCCGUCAGAGUCCCUCCUCCUGCGAGCGUCAGGGAGAAACAGGAUACGCUGGAAACAGUGAAGACUGAGGAUCUUGUAAUGGCAGCUUCAGAAACAGAUGAAAACAUAGUAUAUCAAGCGCCAACCAUCAGCUCUGGCUACAGCAAAAUGGCGGUCCAGUGAGACAGUGUUGCCAUAUCUCUAAACUCACGAUACCACGAGCAGGUGGUAUACUCCUGAAACGUGGUCCAAUAAAAACACACUGCCACAACCAUAAUUAUGAGCCGUUUAUACAACUCAUAAUCUUCAGUGAUUUAUAAAAUAAAGUAGAUUUUUAGUUUUUAAUUUAAUAACAAAAUUAGAAUUUUUGUUUACUGAUACAGCGUUCAACAAAACAUUUGAAAUAGAGACUGUAAUAGUAAGUUGUGUAUCAGUAUUUUUACGCCAAACUUGGAGGUUCAUUUGAUACUGUGCUUUCAAGGGUGUGAGCAAAUGGUCGACUGAACCUCUUUAUCAAACCCAGGUAUGUUAUUAUAACUCUGUGUAAUAAAUUAGAAGCUAGCUAUAUUGUGGUUGGUUUCUACUGAAACAUCACUAUAAGUAACUAAAUCGCCAUUAGGUCUUGGGGAAAUAAUACUCUUCAAUGUGUAUUGAAUAUGAAAAAGUAUUUCAAAUUUGUGUAAAUAGCACUGUAUAUUAGGUCACUACUGUUAUAAAUAUUUACGUUUUAACUUGUACUGUUCGAUUUCUACAGUUUUCACACUGGUAUAUGUAAAUUAAUUGUAUAUUUUCCGGUAAAAUAUCUCAUCAGUUUAAUACAAGAUAUUUUUUACAACUGUUACGGAACAUAUUAAAUACAACCUUUCCUUAUACGUAACAAACAUUGUACACCUCCUAAUCCUUCCAAAAUAUAUGGCAAACAUUAGUAAACCAUGCAGAUUACCAAUCCAAUUUAAGAUUAUUUUUAUAUGAAACUUUGUAUGACUAACCGUUGUGAAUAGGAUUAAUUUGCGGCUGGUAUAACAUUUUAAAAGGCGCUUUCAACAAUUAAACUGUUAGUCUUUUGGUUCACCACUCAAUCAAAAGUUUAGAGUCAAAUUUCAUGAAUGAACUUGAAAACCGAAACAGCGUAGUACUUUUGAACCAUUUACUGUAAGAGCAUAUUAAAUGACCGUAAUAAACAAAACUUUAGAUACAUGUUAACAAACCUAUAUAAGAAUAAUAUAAGUGUGGUAUAAUAACGAGUUAAAAGUGUAUAAAUCGAGCUUUCAGUUAGGUUAUCUCAAUAUGCCAAAUUUAACGACAAAAUUGCUAAGGUAAUCUUCAUCACCUCAAAACAAGCUCGUUGUUCCAAAUUUAGUGGUUUAAAUUUUAAUUAUUUUCAUCGUUAUUUCUAUUGCCCAGCAAAUGUGAUACACCUUAAGGGUUGAAGUUCAUAAACAAUUUAAGGUUAUGUUCGGUCAAGAUUUUGGGUUAAGUAGUUAUGUUAUCGUCAUUAGAUUUCUUACAAUUACUCUAUAGCAACAAAGCAUUGCGCAAAGCCGCCUUCUUUGUCACGGUUAGUUCAUAUUUUUUUAUUUAUAAAUAUUUUGAGUGUGUUUUUUAUGACUACAAUGUUUUAUUAUUGCUGAUACACCUCGCUAAAGAGACUAAGGUUCGAAACGAUAAGUCUUGAGUGUGGUAUUCUCUCUUCUAUGCCCAGUGAAAUAUCUGUGAUACAAUCUUUCAAAACGUAUACACACUUUACUACAACAGCUUUAACUUUAUAAACUGUGACUUUAGUCUAUAAUAACACAUAAAUACUUUAUAACUAAAUGGUUUUUUGUUAACUAAUUUUUCAUGCAUUGAUCUUUUAAAGUUAGUAUGAUUGAAUUAAGUAGUAAAAUAAGAUUAGGUAUGAACAAUUUUAGUGUUUUAUUACGGUCAUACAAAAUUCCAAUUUUGAGAUUUGUAGAUAAAUAUGGUCUUCUAUAAAAUUGCUCAAAACAUUCUGAUUUCAUGAUUUUAGUUUUAUUUCUAGUUGUAUAUUUUUUACUAUUGUUAAGUGUAACUGUACAGAUUAUUUUGUAUAGCUUUAUUUUAUAAUAAAUAAAU
Homalodisca vitripennis (glassy-winged sharpshooter) is the source of this 5315-nucleotide messenger RNA. RefSeq lists its product as uncharacterized. Lineage: Eukaryota; Metazoa; Arthropoda; Insecta; Hemiptera; Cicadellidae. Bases 63 to 3404 code for a protein of 1113 amino acids. The record is from RefSeq and is a predicted model, not a curated record. The transcript is spliced from 6 exons.